This is a messenger RNA of Gloeophyllum trabeum ATCC 11539, 2139 nucleotides long. RefSeq names its product putative nucleolar GTP-binding protein 1. Gene Ontology annotation, biological process: ribosomal large subunit biogenesis. Gene Ontology annotation, molecular function: RNA binding; GTPase activity; GTP binding. The transcript has 9 exons. NCBI's taxonomy places the organism in Eukaryota, Fungi, Basidiomycota, Agaricomycetes, Gloeophyllales, Gloeophyllaceae. The record is from RefSeq and is a predicted model, not a curated record. Gene Ontology annotation, cellular component: nucleolus. The coding region runs from base 20 to 2017 and encodes 665 amino acids.
CCAUAACAUCGCCGCCAACAUGUCGACCAGCGGACUCAAGGCAAUUGCGCCUGUUCCCACUGCCAAUGAUUUUUUGGACAUUGUGCUGUCUAAGACGCAAAGGAAAACCCCUACGGUUAUCCACAAAAACUUCAAAAUCAGCAGGAUAAGGAACUUUUAUAUGCGCAAGGUCAAGUUUACUCAGGAUUCGUUCGAUGAAAAGCUGGGUGCUAUCCUGAAUGAGUUCCCUAUGCUUGAUGAACUACACCCCUUCCUGGCUUCCCUCAUGAACGUUCUAUACGACAAGAACCACUACAAGCUUGCUUUGGGUCAACUACGGACGGCUCGGCAUUUGAUUGAUCAAGUCGCAAAGGAUUAUGUCCGCCUACUCAAGUUCGGCGACAGUUUGUAUCGGUGUAAGCAGUUGAAGAGGGCAGCACUUGGACGAAUGGCCACCAUCAUGAAGCGUCAAAAGGACCCUCUAGCAUACCUGGAGCAAGUUCGGCAACACAUAUCCCGUCUACCCGCCAUCGACCCUAACACCCGAACGCUUCUGAUCUGCGGUUACCCUAAUGUUGGAAAGUCGUCCUUCAUCAACAAAGUCACCCGUGCGGAUGUCGACGUGCAGCCCUACGCCUUCACCACGAAAUCACUGUUCGUCGGGCACUUGGAUUACAAAUAUCUUCGAUGGCAAGUUAUCGAUACUCCCGGAAUCCUCGACCACCCGCUCGAGGACAUGAAUACCAUUGAGAUGCAGAGUAUCACUGCGCUCGCGCACCUGAAGGCUUGCAUCCUCUAUUUCAUGGACUUGAGUGAGCAAUGCGGGUACAGCGUCGAAGCGCAGUGCAAACUAUUCCAUUCGAUCAAACCUCUCUUCGCAAAUAAACCCGUCGUGCUGGUCAUCAACAAAAUCGACGUUACUCGGCUAGAUGAUUUAGACGAGACAAAUCGCGCGCUCGUCCAAGAAAUCAUCGACAGCGAGAACGUCCUCUGCGUACAAGUGUCGUGCUACUCCGAAGAAGGCGUGAUGGACUUGAAGAACAAGGCAUGCGACGCGCUGCUCGCACACCGCGUCGAUUCGAAGAUGAAGGGCAACAAGGUGAACUCGAUCAUCAACCGGAUACAUGUCGCGCAGCCCAAGGCGAGGGACGAAGUCGUACGGGAGCCGUUCAUCCCGGAGGCUGUCAAGAAUAAGAAGAAGUACGACAAGAACGAUCCGGAGCGGAGGAAGCUUGAGAAGGACAUCGAGGCCGAGGAGGGCGGCCCUGGGGUGUACAACUUCAACCUGAAGAAGAACUACAUGCUUGCGGAUCCGGAGUGGAAGAUGGACGUCAUGCCCGAGAUCGUGGAUGGCAAGAACGUCGCGGACUUUAUUGAUCCCGAUAUUGCUGAGAAGCUGGAGGCGUUGGAGAGGGAGGAAGAGAAGCUGCAGGCGGAAGGCUUCUAUGAUAGCGACGAGGAUAUCAUGGAUUCUGAGGAUGAGCGAGAAGCGGAGGAAGCAAAGGUCGCCCUCGACGCCAAGAUCCGCUCGCAACACACCAAAAAGUCGAUGAAGCACGCUGCACGGCUACCACGGACAGCCGGCUUGCGCACAUUGUCGGAGAUGACUACGGAGCUGACGAAGGCCGGCCUUGACCCGAGUCGGAUACAGGAGCGUGCAGAGAUGCUCGCGAAAGUGCGCAGCGAGCAGCGGAAGCGGAAGAGGGACGAGAUGGACGUGGAUAUGGAGGACGCUGAGGCCGAGGAGGCGGAGGGAGAUUGGAUGGAUGUGGAUGGUGAGGACUCGCCUAAUAAGCGGGUGAAGGGCAACUCUGGGAGAGUGGUCGCGAAGGGGAAGAGGGAGCCGAGGUCGAAUAGGCAGUUGGCUGGCAUGCGGGACGAAGCGCAAGCGUCGAAAGCCAUCAAACUCCGCAACCUCGGACAGAGGGAGCGGAAUAUGCAUGCGAGAGCGGGAGAGGCCGAUCGGCACAUCAGGGUCAAGAUGCCCAAACAUCUGUUCUCUGGAAAACGGAAGAUGGGCAAGACAGACCGGAGAUAAUGUCUGGCUCCCUUUCUUUGUAUCAUCGCUUCAUGUUUCUAUCUGUAGCAGUGGCCCAGAUAUAUAUGGAUGGGCGUGUAAAGGAUAUCAGUACCAGCACAUUGCAUUGCUCGUCAUUACCG